AAAAUAUAGGUAACCUACGCCGCUGCUGCAGUUUACAGUUGCAAGGAGUUCUAAGCAACUUUUGCAAUUUGUUACGUACUCCUUCUGAACAGUGCAAAUUUUCUGCUGGAAAAGAUGUGCGCUCAGAAAAUAGAAUCCUUCGAUAUAUCAAAAAAACAACAAGCAAUACUACAAUGGAAAUACGCGAAAAGAAUUCAAUUACGUCAAAAAUAUUUAAAAGAAUGUCUCAACCCAUCGAUGCAAGUAAUGCCCGUGGAUAGUGCAGUUCAGCGAUUAAUUUCAUUGAGACAUAACCACGAUUAUGUUUCAAAUAUAAAGCUUAUGCCACAUUUAUUUUUUUCUUUCAUGUUGCUUGGAGGCAUAUAUUGUGGUGCAUUAAUUCUCGAGCAAGUGAAGGGUGCUGAAGAAAAAUUAUAUCGUACUGGUCAAGUAGCAUAUGCUGAUAGAGAAUUUAAGUUUGCGUAAUAACAUUUCUUUUUCUAAUUGUAUAUUUGUAGAUCUUAAACUUACAAUAUAUAUAUCAGUACCUGUACUGUAAUACAAUAAAAUAUAAAAUGAGUACUUCAUAAAUAAACAUAAAA
Molecule: messenger RNA, 581 nt
Organism: Bombus pascuorum
Lineage: Eukaryota; Metazoa; Arthropoda; Insecta; Hymenoptera; Apidae
Gene: ND-B15
Exons: 3
Coding region: 115-465 (116 amino acids)
Cellular component (GO): mitochondrion
Source: RefSeq, a predicted model, not a curated record